Cylicocyclus nassatus is the source of this 246-nucleotide messenger RNA. The record is from the annotation of a GenBank genome assembly. NCBI's taxonomy places the organism in Eukaryota, Metazoa, Nematoda, Chromadorea, Rhabditida, Strongylidae.
AUGGAGCAAGAACAUUCCUUGGAUAACUUUGAUCUCCUAGGUCUCCCACCCCUUGGCGAUCUCUCACAACUGAACGAAGACGCUAUAGAAAUGCUUGAAAAGCGAUUGAAUGAUCUCCGAGAGAUUUAUCAUAACUCCAGAGCUGAACUUCUUAUGAUGGAAAGGAAAAGGCGGAAAAAGGCCGAGAAGAGGAAAGAACGAGAAAGAGCACUCCGCGAAGCUUCAGCCAUGGAGAAGCCACAAUGA